Messenger RNA from Erinaceus europaeus (western European hedgehog), 6812 nucleotides. RefSeq lists its product as uncharacterized. NCBI's taxonomy places the organism in Eukaryota, Metazoa, Chordata, Mammalia, Eulipotyphla, Erinaceidae. Gene Ontology annotation, biological process: regulation of DNA-templated transcription; regulation of immune system process; signal transduction. The record is from RefSeq and is a predicted model, not a curated record. Gene Ontology annotation, molecular function: DNA-binding transcription factor activity; protein tyrosine kinase binding. Gene Ontology annotation, cellular component: cell surface; plasma membrane.
GUGUUGUAUCUUUCCAUCCCAUACCCAAAACCAAAAAUUGAACAACUUCUGUUUCCAUCCUACUCUCACUCUUAAGCAUCUGGAUGUCAUCCACUACUGCAAAAAUCACUGUGGAAGUAAAACCACCCAAUCCUACUGAAGGAACAGAUGUCCUUCUACUUGUCCACAACCUGCCUAUGAGUGUUUCUGCCCAUCUUUGGUUCACUGGUAAGUUUACUCUAAUUUCAAUUUACAAAAGAUUAAACAGGAAAAGCAACCCAGGCUCUUCAUACAGUGGAUGGGAGAUUAUAUAUCACAGUGGAUCCAUGCUAAUAAAGAAUGUCACCCGGGGGAAAAAAAAAAAAAAAAAGAAUGUCACCCGGAGGGAUACAGGAAAUUACAUCUUCCAAGUCAUAAGUAAAUGCUUUGAAACAGAAGAGGUAACUACAGAGCUGCGAGUACACUAUGGCCCGGAUGCCCCCACCAUUUCCCCCCCAGACUCCCACUUCCAUUCAGGGGCAGCGCUCAACCUCUCCUGCCACGCAGACUCUGACCCCCCAGCACAGUACUCCUGGCUGACCAAUGGGAGGCCCCUGCAAUCCACACAGGAGCUCUUCAUCCCCUACCUCGCUGUGACUGACAAUGGAUCCUAUACCUGCUGCAUCCACAACUCUGCCACUGGUCUCAAUAGAACUAUAGACAAGAAUAUUGUAGUCUCUGCACCAGUGGCAAAGCCCUCCAUUCAAGCCAGCAAAACCAAUGUCACAGAAAAUGACACGGUGGUUCUGACCUGUGUCACAAAGGACAGUGGCAUCUCUAUCCAGUGGUUCUUCAAUGGGAAAAGGCUGCACUUCAAAGAGAGGAUGACGCUGUCCUUUGACAACAGCACCCUCAUCAUACAACCCGUCCGGAGAGAGGAUGAUGGGCAUUAUCAGUGUAAGAUCUCCAACCCAGCCAGAUCCAGAAGAAGUAACCACCUAAAGUUGAAUGGAGCGUGCCCAAAUCAGCAAGGCACCACAGCAGAACAAUACUCCAGGAGUGAACAGAAUCAGCGUUAUCCAUACGCAGGCUCAUGCCACCGGCUUGCAGCAGGUUCCUCAGCUGGUGCCUGCUGGCCCUGGGGGAGGCGGCAAAGCUGUGCCUCCAAGCAAGCAAAGCAAAAAGAAUUCCCCUAUGGAUCGAAAAACAGUGACGAAUACCGGCAGCACAGAGAAAGGAACAACAUGGCUGUGAAAAAGAGCCGGUUGAAAAACAAACAGAAAGCACAGGCUACACUGCAAAGACUGAAUCAACUCAAAGAAGAGAACGAACGAUUGGAAGCCAAAAUUAAAUUGCUGGCUAAAGAAUUGAGUGUACUGAAAGAUUUGUUUCUUGAGCAUGCACAUAACCUUGCAGACAACGUUCAACCCAGCAACACGGAAAAUACUACAGCCAGUUCUGAGAAUGCAGGGCAUCUGAUCCCACAAGCUACGGAUCAGGAUUUGCGAUACUCACCUGUUAGUUUCUGUUGUUCAGAUGUCUGCUUUGGGGCCGUGCCUUUUAAAGCUAAACUUUUCAUGCGACGAAUGAUUUUGGCAUUUGAUCUAAAACAUCUUGAUGCAACCCUAGGUGCCUACAUGAAGGGAAAAGUCGGGGAUGAGAGAAUCAAGAAACCAAAUAUAGCAAGUCCUCAGUUCACUGUCACCCUAAUCUCACUCUUAAGCAUCUGGAUAUCGGCGACCACUGCGAAAAUCACUGUGGAAGUAAAACCCCCCAAUCCUAUUGAAGGAACAGAUGUCCUUCUACUUGUCCACAACUGGCCUCGUAGUGUUUCUACCCAUCUUUGGUUGUUUGGGGAAAAAUCACAUAUAAUAAUAACUUAUGCAGGAUUCCGCAGGAAAAGCUACCCAGGCAUUGCAUACAGUGGACGAGAGUUUGCCUUUCACAAUGGAUCCAUGCUGAUCCAGAAUGUCACCCGGAGGGAUACAGGAAACUACACAAUCCAUGCCAUAAAGAAAUACUUUCAAAUAGAAGAAGUAACUACAGAGCUGCGAGUACACUAUGGCCCAGGAAUCCCCACCAUUUCCCCCUCAGACUCCCACUUCCAUUCAGGGGCAGCGCUCAACCUCUCCUGCCACGCAGACUCUGACCCCCCAGCACAGUACUCAUGGCUGAUCAAUGGGAGGCCCCUGCAAUCCACACAGGAGCUCUUCAUCCCCCACCUCGCUGUGACUGACAGUGGAUCCUACACCUGCCACGUCCACAACUCUGCCACUGGCCUCAAUAGAACCGCAAACAGGAUUAUCACAGUCCUUGCACCAGUGGCAAAGCCCUCCAUUCAAGCCAGCAAAACCAAUGUCACAGAAAAUGACACGGUGGUUCUGACCUGUGUCACAAAGGACAGUGGCAUCUCUAUCCAGUGGUUCUUCAAUGGGAAAAGGCUGCACUUCAAAGAGAGGAUGACGCUGUCCUUUGACAACAGCACCCUCAUCAUACAACCCGUCCGGAGAGAGGAUGAUGGGCAUUAUCAGUGUAAGAUCUCCAACCCAGCCAGAUCCAGAAGAACUCGACUAUCCCAGUCCCUGCAUGCAUCAUCCCAACCACUGGCUCUAGGCAAGGGCUUUUACACAACUCCAGACAUUAGUAACCCCCUGAUUUGGGGUCUCAUGGUAGAUCACAUUGAGUUGACCAUCAUUUCUACCAUGAUGCCUCCAAAGAGAAGGGUCUUUCUCAUGAAAUUUCUCCCCUGUGAACAUCCAUUUGGAAAUAGCAGUCAUAUCGCUCUGUCUGACUCUACAUGGGUAACUGUCAUGGAGGAAAAGAACAACUCUAGGGAACACACUCAUCUAGAAUACAAUACCCAAUCCAGCAGGACUGUCGGCAACCUGGAUGCAGAGGUCAGAACCCACAGCUCUCAAACAUCUGGGCCAACUCAGUCCUUUGACGCCUGUUCAGCAUCCCAGGGGCAGCUGCUGAUUACGCAAGACCUCCAGGGGUCAACAUCAGGAAACAUUGGCAAAACACAGGAAGUGAACAUGGGCCCUGGGAAUGGAACCAUGCUGAUCCAGAAUGUCAACCGAAGGGACACAGGAUACUAUACCUUCCACAUCAUAAAGAAAUUUAACCGAGCAGAAGAAGUUAUUAAACAGCUCCAGGUAUACUACGGCCCAAGCAGCCCCAUUAUCUCCCCUGCAAACUACCAUUACCGCCAAGGAUCAGAGCUCAGGCUCUCUUGCUAUGCAGACUCUCACCCACCUGCACAGUACUCUUGGUUCAGGAAUAUGAAGUCUCUGCAGUCCACACAGGAGCUCUUCAUCCCCUACAUGUCUUUGAAUUAUAGUGGAUUCUAUAGCUGCCUUGCCUACAACGCUGCCACUAACCGCAGUAUACUCACAGUCAGAAAUAUUGCAGUUUUACGUGCAGUGAAACGCCCCUCCAUUCAAGCCAGCAACACCACAGUCCGAGAAAGUGACACUGUUGUCUUCACCUGCCUCACAAAUGCAUAUGCGACCUCCCUUCACUGGUUCAUGAACAACGAGAUGCUACAGGUCACACAGAGGAAGAGAAUGACAUCAUCCUGGGAUGACAAAACACUCACCAUACAACAUGUGAGGAAGAAGGAUGCUGGGAAUUAUCAGUUCUCACUCUUAAUCUUCUGGAUGUCAUCCCCUACUGCCCAAAUCACUAUUGAGUUAAUACCUCCCAAUGUUGCUGAAGGGGAGAAUGCUCUUCUACGUGUCUACCAUCUGCCAGUGGAAAGCUAUUUCUAUUCGUGGUUCACUGAAAAUGACUUGCGCAUAGAACAUCUAAUUAUAGCAUAUGGAACAAAAAAGCAAAACAUGUUCUUUGGGCCUGCAUUUACUCAUCGAGAGAUAAUAUACACCAAUGCAUCCCUGCUGCUCCAGAAUGUCACUUUGAAAGACUCAGGAUACUACACCAUCCAAGUCACAAAGACUUCUGAUGAAGUAGAACAUGAAACGGUGCAUCUCCAAGUAUACUUGAAAUUACCCAAGCCCUACAUCAGAUACAGUGAAACCCACCCUGUGGAGCACAAGGACUCUGUGGUGUUAACAUGUGAACCUAAGAUUCAGAACACAAACUACUUGUGGUUCAUCAAUGGUCACAGCCUCCUGGAAAAUACCAAGCUGGAGCUGUCCAAGGACAAUAGGACUCUCACUUUACUCCAUGUCACAAGGAAGGACACAGGACCCUAUGAGUGUGAAAUGCGGAACCCAGUGAGUGCCCACCGCAGUGAUACAGUCACCCUGGAUAUACUCUAUGGCCCGGACACCCCCACCAUUUCCCCCUCAGACUCCUAUUACCAUCUAAGGGCAAAGCUGAGACUCUCCUGCCACACAGUUUCUAACCCGCCUGCACAGUAUUCCUGGCUGGUCAAUGGAAGGCCCAUGCAAUACGACGCACAAGAGCUCUUUAUCCAUAAUGUCUCCGAGAGUGACAGUGGCUCUUAUACCUGCCUCGUCUACAACUCUGCCACUGGCCUCAAUAAAGCCAAAGUCAAGACUAUCAUAGUUUCUGACAGAAUGGCACUGUCCCUGAACAACUGUACCCUCACCAUGGGUUCCAUUAGCAAGGUGCUGGUCCUGGAACAUUUAGGACUAUGCUAUUUCUUGAUAUUUCUGAUUCCUUACCACCAUACUACUUCUGUUGACUUCAACCAAAUCAGUGCUACUAAUGCUGCCAUCCCAGGUCAUGCUGCUACUGAAUUCUUACUUCAGGCUAUUGCCAGAGAUACUGAGCCUGAGAUGUCAACUUCCAAACUCCUCAAAUCUGUGCCUAAACUAGGAAAUGCAUACAUCAACCCCCAGGAGCACCUUCUGAACACAGCAUCCUGUUCCUCUAGGCCUACUCCCCCCACCCCUACACCUCCUGGCAAGAAAUAUGGAGUAGAAAUCAUAGUAGACAAGAAGAAGAAAGUGAGACCAUCUGUGGCCCCUCACCUUGACCAUGAACUAUCUUUCUAUGCCAAAUGGGAUCAAAGAUUGAUGGCCUUACUCUUAACCUUCUGGAUGCCUCACAUUACCAUCCUAAUCACUAUUGAAUCACCAUCCAAUGCAACCGAAGGGAAGGAUGUUCUUCUACUUGUCCACAAUCAGUCAACGGAAAUUUAUGGCUAUUUCUGGUUCACCGGGAGAACUGUGGUCACAGAUCAUCUAAUUGUAGCAUAUGGAAUAUUCUUGAAAAAAAAUUUCCUAGGGCCUGCACACAGUGGUCGAGAGACAUUAUAUAGUAAUGGAUCCCUGCUGUUACAUAACAUCACCCGGAAGGACACGGGAUACUACACCUUACAAGUCACUAAGAGUUUUAAUCAAACAGAACAUGUAACUAAAGAGCUCCAAGUAUAUUAUGGCCCAGACGACCCCACCAUUUCCCCCUCAGACUCUUAUUACUCUCCAGGAACAGAGCUCAGACUCUCCUGUCAGGCAGCUUCUGAUCCACCUGCACAGUAUUCCUGGCUGAUCAGCGGGAAGCCCCUGCAAUCUACACAGGAGCUCUUCAUCCCCAACCUCUCCAUGAAUGAUAGUGGAUCCUAUACCUGCUGUGUCCACAACUCUGCCACUCACCUCAACAGAAUGACAGUCAAAACUAUCACAGUCUCUGAAUUUCUACCUAUUCCAUUGGUCUAUAGGUCCAUCUUCAUGUCAGACCCAUAUUAUUUUGGUUACUGUGCCUUCACAGUCUAUUUGAAAUCAGGAAGUAUGAGUCCUUCAUUUCCAAGAUUAUUUGGGGACAUGAAGAUGGUCCUGCCGGAUCUGCACUUCUUUGGAAUUAGAGUCGACAACAGAUAUUUGCCGAUAGACCCACAACAAAGCAGAUAUGACUUGUUAAUUUCCUCUGAAAACUUACUCCAUAAAUACUCUGAGGUGGAGCCUACUGACAAUCCAAACCUAUGGGGUUCAAGUCCUGGCAAUGCAUGGAAGCCCUAUGGAUGGCACCAGGAAAACUCCAUGGACAGCAAAGUGAGGGAGGACAUAGCAGGCAGCAGCCCCCUGAAGCCCCUCUCAGCCCCUGCUCAUAGAGGGUGUGUCCCCUGGUAGGGGCUACUGCUGGCAGUCUCACUCUCAACCUUCUAUCCGGCUACUGCUGCCCAGCUCACUACUGAGUCAGUGUCAGCCAAUGCUGUUGCAGGGAAGGAUGCUCUUCUACUUGUCCACAAUCUUCCAGGGAAUCUUUCAGGCUUUGGCUGAUAGAAAUGGCAAGCUAUAGAACCCAACCAACUAAUUGCAUCUUAUAUAACUUUCGCUCACGUAAGUACUCCAGGACUCAGACACAGUGGUCAGGAAACAAUAUACCCUAGUGGAUCCCUACUAUUCCAGGUCACCACCCAGGAGAAUACAGGAUACUAUACCAUACAAAUCAUAAAGAGGAAUUGUCAAACCCAGAAAGGAACUGGACAGCUUUGUGUAUACCAGCUAGUGGCACAGCCCUCCAUCCAAGCCAACAAAACUGUGGUCACAGAAAAUGAAUUCAUGAUCCUGACUUACUUCAAAGUUGACACUGGGGUCUCCAUCCUGUGGUUCUUCAAUGAGCAAAAAUUGAGACUCACAGAGAGGAUGAAGCUGUCCUGGGACAACAGCACCCUCACCAUCGAGCCUGUCAGGAGGGGAGAUGCGGGCCUCUCUGCUGGGACCAUUACUACCAUUGUGAUUGGAGUCCUGGUAGGGGUGGCACUGGCAGCUACUCUGGAGUGUGUCCUGUCCCUAGUGAUUGGAUGCAUAUUAAAGAGCAAACUCAUCACAACAGAUGCAGAAAAAUCCUAUCAUAAUAUCUACCAAAAUUUUAUUAUUCACAGUAGCCAGUUUCAGGAAAUAAUUUCAGCGUGUGUCAACAGGUGA